Molecule: messenger RNA, 4966 nt
Organism: Rhinopithecus roxellana (golden snub-nosed monkey)
Lineage: Eukaryota; Metazoa; Chordata; Mammalia; Primates; Cercopithecidae
Gene: RTEL1
Product: regulator of telomere elongation helicase 1
Exons: 35
Coding region: 978-4613 (1211 amino acids)
Biological process (GO): DNA repair; DNA recombination; negative regulation of DNA recombination
Cellular component (GO): nucleus
Molecular function (GO): DNA polymerase binding; DNA helicase activity; hydrolase activity, acting on acid anhydrides, in phosphorus-containing anhydrides
Source: RefSeq, a predicted model, not a curated record
UGCCUCUGGGGACGAGGCCCGUGCAGCUCUCCGGGCAAUGGUGGUGGCUCGGCCUGGAGAGGCGGUAGUGGAACGGAGACCCUGGUGGGGGAUGACAUCAAGGAAGGAGACGGGCGGGAACCCAGAUUUCUGCCGGUGGGCCAUGAAAGUGAGGUUCACUGGGCAGGGCAGCCGCACACAGAACGCGCAAACGGCCCCGUAGGCCUGGAGGAGCCGAAGAGCAGGCGGACCCCCUCCGCGGAGGAACAGUUUCCGCCCGGAGCACAAAGCAGCGGACCGGAAGUGGGGGCGGAAGUGCAGUGGGCUCAGUGGCGACUGCGCGCCUCUGCCCGCGAAGUCUGAACUGGCUCAUAGGUGGGGACGCCGUGGCGGCGCUCGACUGGAGUCGGUUGAGUUCCUGAGGGCCCCCGGUUCUGGAAGGUUCGCCCCGGAGACAAGUGAGCAGUCUGUGCCCUAGGAAUUCUCCAAGAGAACCGCAUUGUGUCCCAGUGCACCUGCUCGCAUCACUUACCAGGAGUGCCUGAGAUCCUAAGAUGUUCAGAGUGGUUUUUCCGCACAGACCCGAAUAGCCUGCCACUCAGCCACCCUCUGUGCCCUCCUGAGAACAGGCUGAUAUGCCCAAGAUAGUCCUGAAUGGUGUGACCAUAGACUUCCCUUUCCAGCCCUACAAAUGCCAACAGGAGUACAUGACCAAGGUCCUGGAAUGUCUGCAGCAGAAGGUGAAUGGCAUUCUGGAGAGCCCCACAGGCACGGGGAAGACGCUGUGCCUGCUGUGUACCACGCUGGCCUGGCGAGAACACCUCCGAGACACCAUCUCUGCCCGCAAGAUUGCCGAGAGGGUUCAAGGGGAGCUUUUCCCGAAUCAGGCCUUGUCGUCCUGGGGCAGCGCUGCUGCUGCUGCUGAAGAUCCUAUAGAUUCUUGGCUGUCUGCAGGGCUGAGUUAGCCGAAUGCCACCCGCCUUUGACACGUGAGAACCAUGACCUCUGUGCUUGCUUGUGUCUGGGCAGCUUGCUACACGGAUAUCCCAAAGAUCAUUUACGCCUCCAGGACCCACUCGCAACUCACGCAGGUCAUCAACGAGCUUCGGAACACCUCCUACCGGCCUAAGGUGUGUGUGCUGGGCUCCCGGGAGCAGCUGUGCAUCCAUCCAGAGGUGAAGAAACAAGAGAGUAACCACAUGCAGAUCCACUUGUGCCGCAGGAAGGUGGCAAAUCGCUCGUGUCAUUUCUACAACAACGUGGAAGAGAAAAGCCUGGAGCAGGAGCUGGCCAGCCCCAUCCUGGACAUCGAGGACUUGGUCAAGAGCGGAAGCAAGCACAGGGUGUGCCCUUACUACCUGUCCCGGAACCUGAAACAGCAAGCCGAUAUCGUCUUCAUGCCAUACAAUUACUUGUUGGAUGCCAAGAACCGCAGAGCACACAGCAUUGACCUGAAGGGGACGGUCGUGAUCUUUGACGAAGCUCACAAUGUGGAGAAGAUGUGUGAAGAAUCAGCAUCCUUUGACCUGACCCCCCAUGACCUGGCUUCAGGACUGGACGUCAUAGACCAGGUGCUGGAGGAGCAGACCAAGACUGCGCAGCAGGGCGAGCCCCACCCGGAGUUCAGCAUGGAUUCCCCCAGCCCAGGGCUGAACAUGGAGCUGGAAGACAUUGCAAAGCUGAAGAUGAUCCUGCUCCGCCUGGAGGGAGCCAUCGAUGCCGUUGAGCUGCCUGGAGACGACAGCGGUGUCACCAAGCCAGGGAGCUACAUCUUUGAGCUGUUUGCUGAAGCCCAGAUCACGUUUCAGACCAAGGGCUGCAUCCUGGACUCACUGGACCAGAUCAUCCAGCACCUGGCCGGACGUGCUGGAGUGUUCACCAACACGGCUGGACUGCAGAAGCUGGCGGACAUUAUCCAGAUUGUGUUUAGUGUGGACCCCUCCGAGGGCAGCCGUGGUUCCUCGGCAGGGCUGGGGGCCUUACAGUCCUAUAAGGUGCACAUCCAUCCUGAUGUUGGUCACCGGAGGACGGCUCAGCGGUCUGAUGCCUGGAGCACCACUGCAGCCAGAAAGCGAGGGAAGGUGUUGAGCUACUGGUGCUUCAGUCCCGGCCACAGCAUGCGCGAGCUGGUCCGCCAGGGCGUCCGCUCCCUCAUCCUUACCAGCGGCACACUGGCCCCGGUGUCCUCCUUUGCCCUGGAGAUGCAGAUCCCUUUCCCGGUCUGCCUGGAGAACCCACACAUCAUCGACAAGCACCAGAUCUGGGUGGGGGUCGUCCCCAGAGGUCCCGAUGGAGCCCAGUUGAGCUCUGCAUUUGACAGACGGUUUUCUGAGGAGUGCUUGUCCUCCCUGGGGAAGGCUCUGGGCAACAUCGCCCGCGUGGUUCCCUACGGGCUGUUGAUCUUCUUCCCUUCUUAUCCUGUCAUGGAGAAGAGCCUGCAGUUCUGGCGGGCCCGCGACUUGGCCAGGAAGAUGGAGGCACUGAAGCCGCUGUUUGUGGAGCCCAGGAGCAAAGGCAGCUUCUCCGAGACCAUCAGUGCUUACUACGCAAGGGUCGCUGCCCCAGGGUCCACUGGCGCCACCUUCCUGGCGGUAUGCCGGGGCAAGGCCAGUGAGGGGCUGGACUUCUCAGACACAAAUGGCCGUGGUGUGAUCGUCACGGGCCUCCCGUACCCCCCCCGCAUGGACCCCCGGGUUGUCCUCAAGAUGCAGUUCCUGGACGAGAUGAGGGGCCAGGGUGGGGCUGGGGGCCAGUUCCUCUCUGGGCAGGAGUGGUACCGGCAGCAGGCGUCCAGGGCGGUGAACCAGGCCAUUGGGCGAGUGAUCCGGCACCGCCAGGACUACGGGGCUGUCUUCCUCUGUGACCACAGGUUCGCCUUUGCUGAUGCCAGAGCCCAGCUGCCCUCCUGGGUGCGUCCCCACGUCAGGGUGUACGACAACUUCGGCCACGUCAUCCGAGACGUGGCCCAGUUCUUCCGUGUUGCCGAGCGAACUAUGCCAGCACCGGCCCCCCGGGCUGCAGCACCCAGUUUGCGUGAAGGAGAAGAUGCUGUCAGGGAGGACAAGUCGCCUGACCCCCUCCUCUCCACCAGGAAAGCUAAGAGUCUGGACCUGCAUGUCCCCAGCCUGAAGCAGAGGUCCUCAGGAUCACCAGCUGCCGGGGACCCCGAGUGUAGCCUGUGUGUGGAGUAUGAGCAGGAGCCAGUUCCUGCCCGGCCGGGGCCCAGGGGGCUGCUGGCUGCCCUGGAGCACAGCGAACAGCGGGCCGGGGGCCCUGGCGAGGAGCAGGCCCACAGCUGCUCCACCCUGUCCCUCCUGUCUGAGAAGAGGCUGGCAGAGGAGCCGCGAGGAGGGAGGAAGAAGAUCCGGCUGGUCAGCCACCUGGAGGAGCCCGUGGCUGGCGCACAGACGGACAGGGCCAAGCUCUUCAUGGUGGCUGUGAAGCAGGAACUGAGCCAAGCCAACUUCGCCACCUUCACCCAGGCCCUGCAGGACUACAAGGGUUCCGAUGACUUCGCCGCCCUGGCCGCCUGUCUUGGCCCCCUCUUUGCUGAGGACCCCAAGAAGCACAGCCUGCUCCAAGGCUUCUACCAGUUUGUGCGGCCUCACCACAAGCAGCAGUUUGAGGAGGUCUGUAUCCAGCUGACAGGACGGGGCUGCGGCUAUCGGCCUGAGCACAGCAUUCCCCGAAGGCAGCGGGCGCAGCCAGCCCUGGACCCCACUGGAAGGACAGCGCCGGAUCCCAAGCUGACCGUGUCCAAGGCUGCAGCCCAGCAACUGGACCCCCGAGAGCACCUGAACCAGGGCAAGCCCCACCUGUCACCCAGGCCACCCCCCACAGGAGACCCUGGCAGCCACCCACAGCAGGGGUCCAGAGCGCCCAGAGCAGGGAAGCAGGGCCAGCGCGCCGUGAGCGCCUACCUGGCAGAUGCCCGCAGGGCCCUGGGGUCUGCAGGCUGUAGCCAGCUCUUGGCAGCGCUGACAGCCUACAAGCAAGACGAUGACCUCGACAAGGUGCUGGCUGUGCUGGCCGCCCUGACCACUGCAAAGCCGGAGGACUUCCCCCUGCUGCAGAGGUUCAGCAUGUUUGUGCGUCCACACCACAAGCAGCGCUUCUCACAGACAUGCACAGACCUGACCGGCCGACCCUACCCGGGCAUGGAGCCACCAGGACCCCAGGAGGAGGGUCUUGCCAGGCCUGCUGUGCUCCCCCACGGGGCUCCCCAACCAGGCCCCUCACGGUCCGAGAAGCCGGGAAAGACCCAGAGCAAGAUCUCAACCUUCCUUAGACAGAGGCCAGCAGGGACUGUGGGGGCGGGCGGUGAGGCUGCAGGGCCCAGCCAGUCCCCAGGACCUCCCCACGGGCCUGCAGCAUCUGAGUGGGGUGAGCCUCAUGGGAGAGACCUCGCUGGGCAGCAGGCUGCGGGAGCUCCGAGCGGGCCCCUCUCAGCAGGCUGUGUGUGCCAGGGCUGUGGGGCGGAGGAUGUGGUGCCCUUCCAGUGCCCUGUCUGUGACUUCCAGCGCUGCCAGGCCUGUUGGCAACGGCACCUUCAGGCCUCUAGGACGUGCCCAUCCUGCCACACCGCCUCCAGGAAGCAGAGCGUCACGCAGGUCUUCUGGCCAGAGCCCCAGUGAGUGCCCACAGUGGCCCUCAGCACACCUGACGUGGCUUGAUCACCUGCUUGUCCAGCUCUGGUGGGCCAAGGAACCACCGAACAGAAUAGGCCAGCCCAUGCCUGCCUGCCUGACGCACUGCGCUGGGACCGGAUCUGGGCCUCCCUCUGAGAAGCCCUGAGCUACGUUGGGGUCUGGGGUGGGUCUCUGGGAAAGUGCUUCCCCAGAACUUCCCUGGCUCCUGCCUGUGAGUGGUGCCACAGGGGCAUCCCAGCUGAGCCCCUCACCAGGAAGGAGGAGACCCCCGUGGCAUGUGUCCACUUUUCAUCACUUUUCACAGGAUUCUCUAAUAAAAGUGCUGACAGUGCCCCGGA